AUGGCCACUUUCCCCUGCCGGUUAUGUGGCAAAACAUUCCUCACCCUGGAGAAGUACACUAUUCACACUUACUCCCACUCCAGGGAACGGCCUUACAAGUGUUUGCAGCCUGAGUGUGGCAAAGCCUUCGUUUCCAGAUAUAAACUAAUGAGACACAUGGCGACUCAUUCACCACAGAAAUCUCACCAGUGCGCGCACUGUGAGAAGACAUUCAACCGCAAGGACCAUCUGAAGAACCACCUGCAGACCCAUGACCCCAACAAGAUGGCCUUCACCUGCGACGAGUGUGGGAAGAAGUAUCACACCGUGCUGGGCUACAAGAGGCACAAAGCGCUCCACGCGGCCAACAACGGCGACCUCACCUGUGGGGUCUGUGCCCUGGAGCUGGGCAGCACCGAGGUGCUGCUCGACCACCUCAAAGCCCAUGCCGAGGAGAAGCCCCACGCCGCAGUCAAGCAGAAGAAACACCGCUGCGACCACUGCGAGCGCUGCUUCUACACCCGCAAGGAUGUGCGGCGUCACCUGGUGGUCCACACAGGUUGCAAGGACUUCCUGUGUCAGUUCUGUGCCCAGAGGUUUGGGCGCAAAGACCACCUCACCCGCCACACCAAGAAGACCCACUCGCAGGAGCUGAUGAAAGAGAGUCUGCAGAACGGAGACCUCCUGGGCACCUUCCAUUCCAUUGCGCCACCGUUCCAGCUGAAGGCUGCCCCUCUGUCUCCUUUCCCCAUAGGGACGCCGAUGCAGAAUGGGCUUGCAGGUAGCUUGACAGCUGAGGUACACGGCCACCCCCACAGCCCCACAGAGCAGAUGCCUGUGCCACCCCUGUCAGAGGUCCUCCCCACCCUCCACUCUCCGCCUAACUCGUCUCCCCCGGGCCUCCAGCAUCACAAGUACAACACCACUUCUACCUCAUACGCCCCACUUGGAAAUCUGCCCAUCAAAACAGAGAAUAAAGGGUUUUGCAGUAUCAAUCUGCUCGAGGACUUGCCUCUGCAAGAGCCUCAGUCACCUCAUAAGCUCAAUCCCGGUUUUGAUCUGGGCAAGGGAAGUGCUGGUAAAAUCAAUCUGCCCAAAGAGCUGCCGGCAGAUGCUGUGAACCUGGCCAUGCCUGCCUCUCUAGACCUCUCCCCUCUCCUGGGCUUCUGGCAGCUGCCCCCUCCUGCUACCCAGAAUGCCUUUGGGAAUAGUGCGCUCGGCCUGGGGCCCGGGGAACCCCUGUCCCAUCGAUUGAGCUGUCUGGGGCCACAGCAGCAAGAGCCCACUCUAGCCAUGAGCACCAUGAGCCUGAGUCAGCUUCUGCCUCCCAUCCCCCACGUGUUCCCUGCUGCCACCGGCUCUGCCAUCCUGCCCCAUUUCCACCACGCAUUCAGAUGA
Molecule: messenger RNA, 1377 nt
Organism: Elephantulus edwardii (Cape elephant shrew)
Lineage: Eukaryota; Metazoa; Chordata; Mammalia; Macroscelidea; Macroscelididae
Gene: PLAGL1
Product: pleiomorphic adenoma gene-like 1
Exons: 2
Coding region: 1-1377 (458 amino acids)
Molecular function (GO): DNA-binding transcription activator activity, RNA polymerase II-specific
Source: RefSeq, a predicted model, not a curated record